AUGUCACAAACUAAUGGUGUUAUUACUGCUACUAUAUCUAAUAAUAAAUUGAACAUUAAUGAUACUACUACUACUAAUAAUAAUAAUAAUGUUGAUAGUGCAUUAGAAGUUCUACAAAAUCUAUUAACAUUAGCUCCUGUUUUAAAACAAAAUUUAAUUUUAAUGUCUCAACAAUUAACACAAUUUAUUAAUUAUAGUGAGGAUUUUCAAAAGCUGAAUUCAACAAUUCAAUUAAUGCAAUUAAAACAAGAAAAACUUGAAAGAGAAUUAGAAGAAUUUCGAAACGAUCGAAGCAAUAUUGAUAAACAAUUAGAAAUAAAUGCUGAAGAUCGUGUUUAUCUUGAUAUUGGGGGGCAACGUUUUACGACAACAGUUAAAACGUUGAUACAACGAACAAAUUCAACAUUUUUUCAAACGCUUAUUAAUGAAAAAUGGAAUGUCAAUACAAAUUCUUUUGACAAACCAAUUUUUAUCGAUCGUGAUGGACGUUUGUUUGAUAUUAUUCUUAAAUAUCUUCGAACAGGUGAAUUAAAUAUUGAAGAGAAAAAACUACUGAAAGAAGUAUUAACUGAAGCAAAAUUUUAUAAAUUAAGAACUUUAGAAGAUAAAAUAAAUUUAAUGUUAAAAAAAGAUGAAUUACUUACGACUGCUAAUUCAUUUGAGAUUAUUAAUCAAUCACCACCGUGCAGUCCCUUAUCAGCGCUUACCAAAUCUCGUUUCUCACCUUUUGCAUCUGGAUUAUUACCGAAUAGUGCAACACGUGUACUACCCAUAAGUCCAUUUUCUCCAUCGAAAUCGAAAAUUCAUCCAGCUCAAACAGCAUUAUCGUGGAGAUCAAAUGUAUCGUUAGAAAAUCGCCUAAAUAUAUUUCUUGGGAGUACCUUAUUGACGACUGAAUAUGAAGAAAAACUUCUUGAAUUUAUAGGCGAUAAUAUUCAACAGCAGCAACCAUGGAGUUUAAUUUUUAGAGCUAGUGAACAUGGUUAUGAUGCAAGUGAUUUUCAUCGUUGCUGUGAUUCAUUUGCACCAACAGUAUCAAUUAUUCAAACUGAUUUUGGGAAUAUUUUUGGUGGUUUCACAUCAAUACCGUGGAGCUCACCUGACUUACGCUCUGAUCAAGCGGAUCCAAAAGCUUUUUUGUUUACAUUGAAAAAUAGUUUAAAUGUUUCGCCAACAAAAUUUCCUGUUGCUCAAGAAUAUCAACAAAGUGCAAUAAGUCAUAAUCCAACAUGUGGUCCUAAUUUUGGUUCACCAAAAAACGAAGGAAGUGAUUUAUGUUUAAGAAAUAAGUUUAAUGAGAAAACUAAUUGUAUAUUUUUUCCCAAAAGUUAUAUUGAUUCAACUAAUCUAGGUGGUUUAAUAUUUGCUAAAAAAUAUUUCGCAUGUAAAGAAGUGGAAGUAUUUACAUUGAUGCCCAUCUAG
This is a messenger RNA of Rotaria socialis, 1422 nucleotides long. The record is from the annotation of a GenBank genome assembly. NCBI's taxonomy places the organism in Eukaryota, Metazoa, Rotifera, Eurotatoria, Philodinida, Philodinidae.